AAGAUUGAUUAAAGUUGUCCCCAAUAAAUUUUAUUUAACACACAUUAAACAAAAAUUCCUCAGGACACCACGAUACGGGAGAGAGAGAGAGAGAGAGAGCUCUCUAGUUUCCAAACCCUAGAUUUCAAGAUCGAUCUUCCUGCUUCUCCUCAAGACUCCCCAGAGCUCGAUUUCCACGACGAUUCAAUCUCCCCCAGAUUCAAUCAAGAGUCUCUCAGAUUUCGAUCCUUCUCUCUACUGGUGGAAUAGGCGCUUGGAGCUUUCGGAUCUCACGGACUGAAGCUAGUCGUCCGAUUCGUAACGACCGUUCUCGGUUUAGGGCUUUGAAGAUCUUCAGAGGAGAUUAUCUGCGGGCGCAAUCACGGAUUUGAUCUCGUUCCUGAAUCUGUAGGGACUUUUUUCUUCUAGAUUUGUAGAUUUGGCGUGCUCUUACUUCAAGCGCGGAGGGAGGUUUCGUCUCGGAAGUCGAAUCAUCGAAAUAAAGAAAAUUUCAAUGGCAAUAUAUUACAAGUUUAAGAGUGCAAGGGAUUACGAUACCAUCGCCAUGGAUGGUCCUUUUAUAUCAGUUGGUAUUCUCAAAGACAAAAUUUUCGAAACUAAGCAUUUGGGCAGUGGUAAAGACCUUGAUAUUGUCCUCUCCAAUGCCCAAACUAACGAAGAGUAUCUGGAUGAAGCGAUGUUAAUACCGAAGAAUACAUCUGUCCUUAUUCGUCGAGUCCCAGGACGCCCUCGCAUCACAGUUAUUACUGCACAAGAGCCUAGAAUCGAGAACAAAGUGGAACAUGUUCAGGCUGAAACCAGCAAUUCUCAUGUUCCUGAACCGUCUGCAUCGAAAUAUCCUGAAGAUGAGUUCGACGAGUUCGGGAAUGAUUUUUACUCCAUUCCCGCUGUCCAAGUUGCCCAGCAUAGUAAUCCAUGUCCUGUUCUUGCACCAACAGAAGAGAAAGUAGAUGAAGAAAGCAAACUUCAGGCGUUGAUUGACACCCCAGCACUUGACUGGCAGAGACAAGGUCAAGAUAAUUUUGGGGCCGGGAGAGGUUACGGAAGGGGUAUGAAUGGAAGGAUGGGUGGACGUGGUUUUGGAAUGGAAAGGAAAACACCACCUCCGGGAUAUAUUUGCCAUCGUUGCAAUGUCCCUGGACAUUUAAUUCAGCAUUGCCCCACAAAUGGUGACCCUACCUACGAUGUUAAGAGAGUUAAACCACCUACUGGUAUCCCCAAGUCCAUGUUGGUGGCAACCCCUGAUGGUUCUUAUUCGUUGCCAAGUGGUGCAGUUGCAGUUCUUAAACCUAAUGAGGAUGCUUUUGAGAAGGAAAUGGAGGGAUUGCCGUCAACGACACGCUCUGUAGGAGAACUUCCGCCCGAGCUGAAGUGUCCGCUAUGCAAAGAAGUAAUGAAAGAUGCUGCACUUACAAGCAAAUGUUGUUUCCAGAGCUUCUGUGACAAGUGUAUCCGGGAUCACAUUAUUGCAAAGUCGAAGUGUGUCUGUGGAGAAACUGAUGUACUUGCUGACGAUCUUCUACCAAACAAGACGCUAAGGGAUGCCAUAAACCGUAUUCUGGAAGCCGGAAACGAUAGCAUUGAGAAUGCCGGCAGCGCGGGCCAUAUCACAGAUUUGGAGUCUGCACGCUGUCUUCCUCCUCCCAAGGGUCGAUCUCCUGCUACAUCUGCUGCAUCUAAAGGCGAGAAGAAACCAGCUCAUAGUAACAACAACGAUGCUCCAACAGUAAAACUGCCAACGGAAAUUGCAGAGAUCACAAGUGCCCCUCGGGCAUCGGCAGAAGAUAAAGUGGAAAAGCCAGUGGAUGCGUGUGAAAGCACUCAAGGGUCCGUUUCUGUGAAAGAAGCAACAGUCCCAAAGAUGAAUACGCAAGCUCCUCCCAAAGAAGAAGUGCAGCAACAGGUUGCUGCUGGAGAGCCAGCAAAAAAGAAGAAAAAGAAACCCAGAGUUCCUGGAACUGACAUGCAACAAUGGAAUCAUGUGCCGGAUCUAGCAGGGCCUGACUAUAAUAUGAUGCAAAUGGGUCCGGGUCCAGGUCCCCAGUACUUCAACGGCAUGCAACCUGGCUUCAACGGCUUUCAUCCCGGCUUUAAUGGGUUUCCAGGCCCUUUUCCGGGCCAGAUGCCUCCAUUUAUGGGGUACGGGAUAAACCCAAUGGAGAUCGCAUUUGGUAGGGGUAUGAAUAUGAUGCAUCCAGAUCCAUUUGCUGCACAGGGAUUUGGAUUCCCUAACAUACCACCACCUCACAGGGACUUGGCGGAGUUGGGAAACCGUAUGAAUCUCCAACGUGCCAUGAUGGGCAGAGACGAAGUCGAAGCUCGGAAAGCUGAGAUGUUGAGAAAACGGGAAAACGAGAGACGAACCGAAGGUGGGAAGGUGUUUAGGGAUGGAGAGAAUAGCAGAAUGAUGAUGAACAAUGGGACUUCAGCGUCUGCAUCAUCCAUCAACCCUAACAAAUCUCGACAAGCACCUCCGCCACCGAAUUCGACGGAGUACGACCGACGCAGACGGCCGGAGAGAUUGUCUCCCGAGCAUCAUCCGCCGACGCGUAAGUCAAAGUCUCCGUCUCGAGAUUCCAAGAGAAAAUACGAACGCUAUCCCGAGGAACGUGAUCGUCAACGCGACCGUGAAAGGUCGUCCCGUCACCAAGACCUAGAUCGUGAACACGACCACCGCGCUCGCGACCGUCGCGAUGAAGACAGAAGCCGAGACCACCGUCACAGCCACCGAGACUCGGAUCGUAACCAACAUCACCACCGUAAACGAUCGGCACCUCCGCCGUCGGAGCCGACCGCUGCAACUAAAUCAGAGAUGGAAAAGUCAAGCGUGUUCGCUCGGAUAAGCUUUCCGGAGGAAGAAACUUCCAGCAAACGAAGAAAGGUGUCUUCGUCUUCUUCUGCUUCCGUGGCGGAGCCGCCUGUCGCCGUCAGUACAUCAAUGCACCGUCACAGUCGUAAGGAGAUUGAGGUAGCGGAUUAUGAGUCGAGCGACGAAGACAGGCAUUUCAAGAGGAAGCCAUCGAGGUACGAGCGGUCUCCACCAGUGGUGAUUACUGAUGCGAGUGAUGAUAAGCAUCGAUACUCGAAACGCGGCAAGGGAGAGAGAUCUCGAGCUUAGCUCUUCUUUUUUUUUUGUUGUGUGAUUUGCCUUGAGGCGGGAAAAUUUAAAAAUAAGAAUUAUCUUUCUUAUUUUCUUGUAACGAACAAAUAAUAGAGAGCUCUUUUGUUGUCCAUUGAAUGCUUUCCUUUUUUUUUGGGUAAUGGAAUUCGAUUUGGUGACCUUUAUUUUUCUUUAUGACUUGUUCUUAGUUCAUUUGUUUAUCGGAUCUAAAUGACAUGAGUGAAUUUACUACAUUGAGAUA
This is a messenger RNA of Brassica rapa (field mustard), 3362 nucleotides long. Its product is annotated as E3 ubiquitin ligase PQT3-like. The record is from RefSeq and is a predicted model, not a curated record. Gene Ontology annotation, biological process: mRNA processing; protein ubiquitination; ubiquitin-dependent protein catabolic process. NCBI's taxonomy places the organism in Eukaryota, Viridiplantae, Streptophyta, Magnoliopsida, Brassicales, Brassicaceae. Gene Ontology annotation, molecular function: zinc ion binding; ubiquitin protein ligase activity; nucleic acid binding. Gene Ontology annotation, cellular component: nucleus.